AAGCUGUUUAAAAUCACAGUAUUACAACUAUACAAAACAACAUGAAGUUAUUAAUCGUACUCGCUUUGGCAGUAGCCACCGUUAGUUCGGCCAGUUUAGAUUUUGUUUCUAAACCGGGAUUCCCAGAAGGUCGUAUCAUUAAUGGACAAGAAGCUGCCAAAGGAGAAGCACCCUUUAUAGUUUCUUUAAAAAGCGGUUCCCAUUUCUGUGGUGGCAGCAUCAUUGACGAGCACUGGGUCCUGACUGCUGCUCAUUGCUUGAUCUAUAACAAUUUCCAAGUUGUUGCUGGUUUGCACCAACGUAACGAUGAAUCUGACGUUCAAAUCCGCCAAGUUUCCGGCAAAGCUAAUCAAUUCGUACAUGAGAAAUAUGGCGGCGGUGUUGGACCCAACGAUAUUGGUCUUAUCUACAUUGCUGAACCUUUCGAUUUGAAUGCCUUAGCUCGUGAUGGCUCUGCUCCUGUUGCUAAAAUUAACUUGCCUUCUGGCAAAUAUGAACAAACCGGCAACGGCAAAUUGUAUGGUUGGGGUCGCAACAAUGCUGGUGUUUUACCCAACACUUUGCAAACUUUGGAUGCAGACAUCAUUGGUUAUACUCAAUGCAAAGCUGCUUUGCCUAGCUCUGCUCCUAUAGAUCCUGUUAACAUUUGCUCUUACACUGCUGGCACCACCGAUGGCGCUUGCAAUGGUGACUCUGGAGGUCCAUUAGUGCGUUGGACUGCUGCUGGUGCUGAAAUCGUUGGUAUUGUUUCAUGGGGUUAUACUCCUUGUGCCACAAGUAAAUAUCCUUCUGUAUACACCAUGACCUCAGCCUAUAACGAUUGGAUUCAAAAUACUAUUGCCAAUUUAAAUGCUGCUGAUAUGUCCAGUUAAGCAGUUAAUAUACAUCAAAUAUGUGUAUAUAAUAAAAUAAAUACGAGAAAUUAA
Molecule: messenger RNA, 926 nt
Organism: Calliphora vicina (urban bluebottle blowfly)
Lineage: Eukaryota; Metazoa; Arthropoda; Insecta; Diptera; Calliphoridae
Product: lectizyme-like
Exons: 1
Coding region: 42-872 (276 amino acids)
Biological process (GO): proteolysis
Molecular function (GO): serine-type endopeptidase activity
Source: RefSeq, a predicted model, not a curated record